AUGGGUUCUAAAAACACUGACAGCCGAUCUGCGGCACACCUUGUCACUCAUUCCCUAGUGUUCAAGGACUAUCUUGCCAACUCUCUGGAGAUCAAAUCAGAUAGACACGCGAACUCUUCCAGAACCAAAAAAGCUCGCGAAAAGUUAUUGAAGCUUUCAACCGAACAGUUCAGCGAAUUAAGUACUGAUGUUUUCGACGAACUUCAAAGACGCCAAACCGCUCAAGAACUACAAUCAGAACACUUAGCCGCUGAUGAGGGGUUCCAUCCAAAGAGAAAUCAGGCUAGAAAGAAGUUGGCAUCCCUUCCUCCUUCAAGAUUUAAAGAUUUAGUGACCGAUAUGUUGUAUGAAAUCGAGAGAAGGGGUUUGGAUGUUCAACCUGUGGAAGAAGCGACUCCUAGUAAUACUGACCAUUCAACCGCCCACGUUGGUAUUCAAGCGGGAACUGUUAUUCCUACUAAAUCUACCUUGGCUUGGAGUAGUGAUGAGGAGGAAGAGGCAGAAGAUGAAAUAGGCAGAGUGCAUGAUGAAAAAGAUGAAGAGCACGAUGAACUUUUCUCUCAUAAUAGUAAUCGCCAAUUGAAUCAAAAACUACACCAGAACGAAUACAAAAUCAAUGGACAUAGCGAUUUCCAUGAUGAAGGCUCGAAGAAAGUUGAUGAUGGCUACCUCGAUAAGACAAGUCCUAACACUGAUACCAGUAGAUACUCCGAUCUUCUGCCGCCAAAAAAUACCCGUGAAUUGGGGGGUCAAGCAAGAGAGUUGAACAAUAGUGGAUUUGGUUCAAUGACUUCACCAAAUGUGGAUACUUCUAGUAAAGAUCAUGAGAUUGAAUUGCUUUUAGCCGAAGGAAAUAAGAUGGACAAAACCAUCACUAUUCACGAGAAAACCAUUGAAUCAUUGAAAAACAAGAUCCAAAUACUUGACGAAGAAAAAAAUAAGUUGGAAACAACUUAUGAUGAAACCGUUGCCAAAGUGUAUCUGUUGGAGCAAGAGUUGACUGCUAAGGAAAGUAUGGUAGAACAAUUGCAACAGGAGAAGGAGAAUAAAUCAGUUGCUUCUGAUAGUGAACUUUCUGAAUUGCGAGAAGAGGUUUCUAAAUUGAACUUUGAGAUUCAGAACUUGAAAAGGGAAAAAGAGACAACUGAGAAAUCUUAUCAGAACGAAAAAGACAGUAGAUCUCUUGCUUCCGAAGGUGAAAUUUCCGAUUUGCGACAAGAGGUUACUAGAUUGAACUUUGAAAUCAAGAAUUUGGAAAGGGAAAAAGAAGCAAAUGAGAAAUCAUACCUUGAAUUGAGAGAUAAGUACAGCAAGACUGAAACAGAAUAUAAGAUGAUUCUUGAUGAUUAUAAGGUAUUACAAGAAAAGUAUAAUAGUGCUUUGCUUGCCCAGGAUGAAAUAAAGGAUGAAGUGAAAGAGGAAAGGAAGAGAGCUGGUAUUAAAGCCAAACAACUUCAUGACGAGAAUGAAACCUUACAUGGACAACUAGAAAUAGCUAGAGCACAAUUGGAAACUGAAAAACUGAAACAACCAAUAUUGUCAAGAAAUUUCACUAAUGAUUUGUCUUCCAAGGACUCUGUUGAUGAAUUGAAUAAAAUUGAACAUCGUUUGGAAAAAGUUAACACGAAGGGUAUUGAAAAUAAUGACAGUGAAACAACUGAGGGUUUAAAGCUCCAAGUUCUUGAAUGGCAAAAAAAAUACCAGGAUUUGAGGCAUAAAUCGAUCAAACAAACAACUACUUCUGAAAUUGACCAUUCCUCUUAUUCAGUGAAGCCAACCGAUCUUUCUCAAAAGGCAAUCGACAAAUAUAUUGAUCCUUCUGGUUUGAUUUCUCUGGCCUCUGUUGUUGAAUUAAACUCAUUGAUCACCUCAUUUUUACUUAUUAUAAGCGAUGAUGAUCUUAGUACUGAUCUUUUGUUCGAAACAAUUACUAAAAUAACAAUCAUUGCCGGUGAUAUUGCGGUUCAAGGUGAAUCAGUUAACAAUGGUGAAUUCUCAGCUUUAAUUAAAGCCUCUGUUUCUCAUGCUAUUACAUCAACAAGAUUUUAUGCUGUUCAUGGGAAAACACUACCUAAGUUAGUGGUCGAAACAGCAAUCGCUGAGAUCUCAUUCAGUGUUUGUAAUAUGAUUGCUGCUGCUAAGGGAAACAGCUCAGCCCCAGGCUCUGAUAUUUUGUUAGAUAAUGCUCUAAAAAACACUCCAGGGUCAGUGUAUGCUGACAAUACUGAUGGUGAAAGUAUUCUUAGUCCCAAACCUUUGAGAAUGGUAAGAAGAGAAGGCCAAAAACAAUCUCCAAUCAUUACCCAUAAACGAGAAAAUCCUUUCACUACCAAUUUCACUUUAAGUCCAAAUGUGAUAAGCAAAAAUGCAGAAAGAUUUCCUUCAUUCGAUAAUACUCCUAAUAGCUAUGGCAGAAGCAGCCCAGUUGCUAGUAACAUGAGAAACACCCCAGAUAUCACCAAUAGUGGCAUAAGGCGCACACCUGAUGUCAUCAAUAACAGUACUAAAGGCGCUCAUAUCGUUAUUGGGAGUAGUAUUUCAGAAAAGCCAGGAUCGUUUGGUAACUUUGACACCACUAGAGGCAGACUGAAUUCCAAUUUUUCAGAUAAGCCGGGAUCAAUUGAUAAUUUUGAUACUACUAGAGGUAGACUGAAUACCAGUAUUUCAGACAAGCCAGGAUCGUUUGGUAAUUUUGACACCACUAGAGGCAGACUGAAUUCCAAUUUUUCAGACAAGCCAGGAUCAAUUGAUAAUUUUGACACCACUAGAGAUAGACUGAAUACUAGUGGCAGUAGUGAAGGUGUGAGCACAAAAGGCCUCAGACGCACCAAUAUUGGAAACAUUGCUAAAGGCCCACAAGGUAUUAUUACCAAUGCUUCAAGAGGUGCAGAGGAAGCCAUUGAUAAUUCGUCAGUAAUGGAUAAUGAUGUGGUUCACAAACAGGAUACUACUGGUAUUGGAAUGAAGAAUGAGCCAGAAGGCGUUAAUGGUAUAAACAAAUCCCAUGUCAAUGAUAAUAGUAUUAAUUCUGUUAGAAGCACACAACCCACUGGUAAUAUUGAUGUGGAAAGUGUGCCAUUUUUCACAAGUGGUGAUAAUUUAAGCAAUCCAAAUAUUAGUAGUACUGCUAGCUCUAACUGGCAAGUUUCAACUAGGGUUGGGUUGGCCAGUUUGCAAUCUUCCACUUUAGAAGACGAUAAGCAUCUCCGUCAGCAACCAUACCCUCUAUCCCACUCGCAAUCGCAUUCAGAAUCGCAACCACAACCACAACAACCACAAUCACCAUCAAAACUGGAAGAGGUGUACGAUUAUCAACCUCAACCACUACCACGUUCACAAUCACAAGAGCAAUACAAUUAUCAAUCACAACAACCACAUCCACAGCCACAACCACAUUCGCAGCCACAAUCAAAGCCACAAGAGGAACACAAUUAUCAACCACAAAAAACACAACAACCACAACCGCAAUCACAACCACAACAAAAACAAAACACCCCUGUAUUAACUUCAACAAAAUCAAGCAUUACCAAACGUUCUGUUGUUAAUACUUUUGAUACCACAAAUAAAAACUCUCAGAUUAAGAAGACAAUUGAUAUUAGUAAUAACAGCUUUGAUUCUGACCAUUAUAAUAAUUCUGACCACUAUAAUGAUUCUGAUCAUUAUGAUAAUCCUGAUCGCUAUAAUGAUUCUGAUCACUAUAAUAAUUCUGAUGUGGGUAAAGAGAGCUUCCAUAGAAGAGAAAUUUCAGACCCUGAAAGUAUCAAUGAAUCAUCGUUCAGAUCUAAUCAAUCAACACCAAAGAAAAAUUCAGUUUCCAGUCUCAAGGCCAAAUUUAAUGGUAGUGAAUCUACCGAAAAACUGGUUGCAAAACUGUCGAACUCCAGGAAUGUUACUCCUUCCGGAAGCAUUUUGUCGAGAAUGAAGCAGCUUGAAUCUUCUCUGAAUGGUGGAAGUCCGACCUCAAGUCCUCAUGGCUCCCCUAAUAUUGUGAAACCCCUGUCUGAAAAAGUCGUUUCCAAAUUUGGAGGGAAAUUGACUGCUCAGAAUUUAAAAGACAUUGAUACUAAGGGCGCAAUUCACAAAAAGCCUGAUUCAGCACAAGAACCAAUUUUGCAAGAAAAGUCCAAAGAAAGAUUUGCUUCUAAUGCACUGACAGAAAAAGCAGAUGAUAGUCCAAAGCGCCGUGACCAAGAAAGUCUGAGCGAUAAUCAUGCAAAACAAAAUUUAACGAAAAAUGCCAUGACAAGUACCAGUGAUCAAUCUUCUAAUGACCAAUCUUCUAAUGACCAAUCUACUAAUGAUCAAUUUUCUAGUAACAAAUCUUCUAGUAACAAAUCUUCUAGUGAUACAUCUUCAAGGGAUCAGGCGAAGUCUGGUGUUCCACCUCUUUCAAAUGAAGAAGUAAGUUCUGACUACUCAAACUCACAGAUUGCAUACCAAAAACCUAACGCUGAUUAUAACAGUAAGGACAGUGCUUCCUCACCAUUGCCAGAGGCCCGCAAAAUGGACCGUCCUCAGGAAUUUGAUGUUAAUACCUUUGAUAUUGCUGAUCCAGACAAUACUCUUGCAGAAUUAUUGCUUUAUUUGGAACAUCAAACUGUGGAAGUUAUUUCUACUAUUCAAACUUUAUUAUCUUCUAUCAAGACCCCUGACUCUACUACUGGCACUCUUAAAACAGGAGCCAAAGCUAUUGGCAUUGUUGUGAGUCAAAUGUUCGAUGCCACUAGUGUGUCAAUGGCGCAAAGCCGUAAUGUUCAAUUGAGAGAACAUGGUAGAUGGGUUGUUCAAAGCUUGGCUGAUUGUGGUAGACGUAUGGAUAUGUUAUGUAGUAAUGACAAGAGUGAUGAUGAUGAUUACGCAGACAAACAUUUUAAGCAGAGAUUAGCGGGUAUUGCUUUUGAUAUCGCCAAAUGUACAAAAGAGCUUGUCAAGACUGUUGAAGAAGCGAGUUUGAAAGAAGAAAUCGCGGUCAUAGAUGCCCGAUUGAAAGCCGCUUGA
Saccharomycopsis crataegensis is the source of this 4998-nucleotide messenger RNA. RefSeq names its product Spa2p (gene SPA2). Gene Ontology annotation, biological process: pseudohyphal growth; bipolar cellular bud site selection; mating projection formation. NCBI's taxonomy places the organism in Eukaryota, Fungi, Ascomycota, Saccharomycetes, Ascoideales, Saccharomycopsidaceae. Gene Ontology annotation, cellular component: cellular bud tip; cellular bud neck; mating projection tip. The transcript has a single exon. Bases 1 to 4998 code for a protein of 1665 amino acids. Gene Ontology annotation, molecular function: MAP kinase scaffold activity. The record is from RefSeq and is a predicted model, not a curated record.